Messenger RNA from Beauveria bassiana ARSEF 2860, 1341 nucleotides. Its product is annotated as nuclear protein Qri2/Nse4. Gene Ontology annotation, biological process: DNA repair. The record is from RefSeq and is a predicted model, not a curated record. NCBI's taxonomy places the organism in Eukaryota, Fungi, Ascomycota, Sordariomycetes, Hypocreales, Cordycipitaceae. Gene Ontology annotation, cellular component: nucleus; Smc5-Smc6 complex. The transcript is spliced from 2 exons. Bases 1 to 1341 code for a protein of 446 amino acids.
AUGCAGGCGGACCUUCCAAACGAACGAGACACCGCCAGUUCACCACCCAGUGCUCAACAGGAUCCACGUCGAACUGUACAAUGCAGCGCAAUUGGAAACAAGAGAAAGAGAAACCAUGGAAAUGCAGCCGUUGCCGCCAACGCGGCAUCCCCUGCCUCAACACCGGAAAGUACGAAAAGCUAUGACCACGACGGCGACGUGUACGACCCAGAUCAACCACUGGCAGACCGUCGAAAGGUCCAGAGAAGCUUCAGAGAACUCCUCCGCGAUGUGACAGAAAACUCAGAGGAAUAUCUCAGGUCUGGCUCACAUGGGCUAUAUGACACCAUAAUCAAAGCAAAUGAGCUUACGAAACAAGUUCGCCAAACCACAGAAGCUACGAUAGACUCACGACUACUUGUCAGCACAACGGACCUCUCGUACCGGAAAACGCUGCGGCUCACACAGGGUAGCCUUUCCCGAGGCGUCGACGUGGACGAGUUUGUCUCCAAAUGCAUAACAUUCAUGCGCCAAGAACGUGAAAUUUCGGAUGCCAACGGGCAACAAGCAGAAUACGACCAAGACGAAGGACAAGAAGGAGAGCGAAAUUCGGCAACACAACAGCGACGCCAGAGAGAAAUUGCCACUGGAAUCGACGACACCGAAGAUAGAGAUGGUGACAUGAUGAACUGGGCCGAACUAGGCCGAUUUGCAUGCCUUCCGCACUCAAGAAGACCAGCACUGCCGGGGCUGCUUUUAGGUCCAUUAUCAGUGGAGAGGAAAAUACGGAGAGUUGCUAAACGCAGCGCUCCGUUCAAACCAAAUAACCUCGCCGAAACGAGGCCGGAAAUCCUGAACAUCGAUGACCUGGCCAAGAAAGAAAACGACCUCACUGCCAUAUGCGGGAAGAUUUUCCAGCAACUUCAGAACAUGCAAGAACAGGUGCAAGAGGUGGUGGCCGAAGCCAUACACGACGAGAUGAGUGACGAGGAGAAAAUCGACAUCAUGCACAAACACGGACUACGGCGAACCGGCGGUAUAGAUCUUUUGAGAUUCGUGAUCAACCCGAAGUCUUUUGGACAAACUGUCGAGAAUAUGUUCUACGUGAGUUUUCUAAUCCGGGACGGAAGGAUCGAAAUCGAGUACGACGAAUACGACCUGCCUGCACUAGCGCCUGUUGUCCGCGAGGAACAUGAGGAUGAAUCGGUGCGCCAGAGUUCCGCAAAACACCAAGCCAUAUUAUCCAUCGAUAUGCAAGCCUGGCAAGAUAUCGUCGAAACUCUCCAAAUUAAAGAGCCCAUGAUCGAGCAUAGACAAGAAACUAUCGAUAGUGGUCCGGGGGCAAGAGGCUGGUAUAGCUGA